AGUUGUCACUUGGCAUGUCACAACGUGUCACUUCGUGGCAAAUGUUGCGGUAUUUUUCAAUAUUCCCCUUCAACAGUGAUUUGUUGAUGUGUAUUACGUGUUCGGUCGUGGCAUAAGGUACCAGUUGUCAGGCCCGUUCCAUUGGACUGCGAUAAUUCCACAAUGGUCAAGCCAGUGAGGAAAUCUGCGAACAAGAAUCCGCCCAUUCUAAGUCAUGAAUUCGUUAUACAAAAUCAUGCGGAUAUCGUAUCUUGUGUGGCCAUGGUGUUUGUUAUAGGGCUGAUGGUGCAGGCAACUUCACCUUUGGCAUCAGUUUUCAUAAUUGCACAUCAUAAUGUGACCGGCGAAAAACCCACAGAACUGCCGCUUUACUUGCCCGGACUGAAAGACAGCGCAGUGGUCUUCUUCUAUAGCUUGAUCUGCGUGAUCGUGCACGCCAUCAUCCAGGAAUAUCUAUUGGAUAAAAUCACUAAGAAACUUCACCUCUCCAAGUCAAAGCUGGCUGUAUUCUCCACUAGCGGCCAGCUGUUUGCCUUCUACCUAAUAUCAGCCAUCUGGGGCCUGGACAUCGUCUUGAAGGAGCACGUCAUUCCUGAUUUUUCGCGAAUAUGGUCCGAGUAUCCAGCUCCCAUGUAUUUCACUUUCAAAAUGUAUCUAUUGAUCCAGUUGAGCUACAGUUUGCACGAGCUGCCCGAGCUCUAUUUCCAAAAGGUCAAGAAGGAGGAGUGGACAAAUAAAGCUCUCCAUAGUCUGGCUGGCUUGGUGCUGGUCGCUGUGCCCUAUGCGCUCAACUUCAACCGGCUUCUAUUGGUGUUGCUGGUGCUUCACCAUCUGGCCGAAUGGGUCUUCCAUUUGGCGCAGCUGCUCCAAACAGUGGACAAAGAGGAGAAGUUCUCCAGAGUGGUUAGAUUGUCGUCGACAGUCCUGCAAAUAGUCGCUCGACUUGGCAGCAUAAUCCUAGCUGUCUUGACCUUAUGGUAUGGGUUAGCGUUGUUGGAAAACCAGAGCCUGGACAUUAAAGCCGGCCAGUUCAACACCCCCACUAUUCGAUUUUCCGCUCUAGCCGGCAUUAUUUUGCUGCAAAUGUACCUGAUUUUCAAAGUGAUCAGUCAGGAGAUUAGCAGAAGUCGCGAGACUGUUGCAUCAGUGCAGCCCGUCCCUAAGUCAAAAGUUGCCAAGAAGGACAAGCCAAAGAAAACAAAGAAGACUGAAGAGUCAGAUUUGCCCGAAGUGGACCAAAACACGAACAAAACGCUCAGGAAGCAAAAGGUCAAGUAAUUGAGUGCAGCUCCAGUUUUCACUUCACAGUAGGUUUUCAAGGCGAAAAAUCUAAAUACUCUCGGCUUGUUUUACGCUCUAUUCAAAUUCUCUCUUUUCAAAGGUAAUUUAACACUACCUUGAUGGCCUUUUUGUUUUGUUGAAACGUUUUAUUAUAUACAAUAUUUGUGAUUAUAUUUUUGUGUAAGAGACUAAACAAUUCAUAUCCUAUUUAUGUAUUAGUUUAACUAUUAGGUCGUUUGUCAAUUCCAUCCAAUUUUUUUUAAAUAAAUCGUUUAUUAAUA
Dendroctonus ponderosae (mountain pine beetle) is the source of this 1562-nucleotide messenger RNA. It is a transcript of the gene TRAM, whose product is annotated as translocating chain-associated membrane protein 1. Gene Ontology annotation, cellular component: endoplasmic reticulum membrane. Gene Ontology annotation, molecular function: sphingosine N-acyltransferase activity. Bases 163 to 1278 code for a protein of 371 amino acids. The record is from RefSeq and is a predicted model, not a curated record. NCBI's taxonomy places the organism in Eukaryota, Metazoa, Arthropoda, Insecta, Coleoptera, Curculionidae. The transcript is spliced from 6 exons. Gene Ontology annotation, biological process: protein insertion into ER membrane; ceramide biosynthetic process; SRP-dependent cotranslational protein targeting to membrane, translocation.